This is a messenger RNA of Xenopus tropicalis (tropical clawed frog), 1910 nucleotides long. RefSeq names its product phospholipase A1 member A (gene pla1a). Lineage: Eukaryota; Metazoa; Chordata; Amphibia; Anura; Pipidae. Bases 273 to 1706 code for a protein of 477 amino acids. The record is from RefSeq and is a predicted model, not a curated record. Gene Ontology annotation, cellular component: extracellular region. Gene Ontology annotation, biological process: lipid metabolic process. The transcript has 11 exons. Gene Ontology annotation, molecular function: lipase activity; carboxylic ester hydrolase activity.
AUGACCAUUCCCUCUGUACCGGGGGUGAGGGCAGAACAAUACAGAACAAUUGCACGGCAUUGUGGGCUCUGGGCAUGAGUGCGGGAGGGAAGGGGUUAACUGCUCAAGGCCAGUUCUGAUGCCGCUCAGCUGUUUGGGUUUGGAGGGGAAACAAUGAGGCCGUUCAGAUGUUUCCGGGACUCUGGGCCGAGAGGGGCCGAGCUCUGAGCUGCUGGGGGAUUUGCAAUGCUGAGAGGGUUUAGGUGCCAGGCUGUGCCGGGAGUCCGAGCAACAUGGCGGGGGGUGGCAGUGCCAGGGGGCAUUGGCUCCAGUGGGCAGUCAGACUGGUUCUGAUCGCUUGGGCAGUUGCUGAUCCAGGUUCUUCCCUCCCAGUGAGAGCUCAGGACACCAACCUCACGUGCUCAGAUUUCCAAACCUCUGGGAUAUUCCAGGACAACCAACUCCAGGUCCAGUUCCUGCUAUUCACCUUCCAGAACCGAAACUGUGGGCAAGUCAUUGACUGGGGUAACGCUGAGAGCAUCGGGGACUCGCCCUUCAACUCCACUCGGGACACCAAGAUCCUGAUCCACGGCUUCAGGGCCCUGGGGACGAAGCCUUCAUGGAUUGACGACAUGGUGGACGCCCUGCUUGGGGCCACAGAUGCCAACGUGGUGGCAGUAGAUUGGGUUUCUGGUUCAACCGCCAAGUACAACCAAGCGGUGGAGAACAUCCCAAGGCUCAGCGGGGAAGUGGCGGAGCUCAUUAAGCACCUACUGGAAUUGGGGGUCACAGAGGAAUCUCUGCACCUGAUUGGGAUCAGCCUCGGGGCACAUGCAGCCGGACUGGUGGGGCAGAUGUUUGGUGGCCGGAUAGGGCAUAUCACAGGGCUGGAUCCUGCAGGCUACAAAUUUAAGAAAGCCCCCCCAGAGGAACGAUUGGACCCCGGGGAUGCAAUGUUCGUAGAGGCCAUACACACAGAUACUGACAGCUUUGGGAUCAGCAUCCCCGUGGGACACGUCGACUAUUUCAUCAAUGGAGGUCGAGACCAACCAGGAUGUCCGUCCGUCCGGCACUUGUACGGAUUCGUCAUCUGCGACCACAUGCGCUCGGUCAGUAUGUACAUUAGCGCCGUUCGGGGGAUCUGCUCCUUCACCGGAUUCCCCUGUCCCACCUACAAGGAGUUCCUGGGGGGCCAAUGUGUGAGCUGCGCUGGCUCCUCCCACGCUUCCUGCCCCCGCAUUGCCCGAGAGGAUAUUCUGGCCAAUCCCAGGACACAGAUCAUCUCACAGGAGGCCCAAGUGUUUCUGAUGACCACUGCCAAGGAGCCCUUCUGUGCGCACCACAUGCUAUUGGUCUUCUCCCUCCCGGAGCCGCGAGACUCCACCCUCACCAUUGAGAUUGAGCUGAAGAGCGAGACUUCCAGCAGCAAAACCAAGAUCUCCAUAGCCGGGGGGCACCUGGAGGGCCGGGCCGUCCUCGCUCACAGUGCCCCUCUGUGUGAGAUCCAGAUGGCGGUUCUGAGAUACCCAGGCUCCAUACUCAGCUUCUGGAGGGGUAAAACGGAAAUCAGGGGCACAUUUUGCGUCUCAGAGAUGCCCCUGGGGGACAGGGCGGAGAGGCGCUGCCUGCCGCAGACUGUGAUGCUGAGCGGGAACAGCCGACAUUCGUACAACCUGCAGACUGCGGGGAGACCUGGGGGCCACAGUGACCCUUGGGAAGAAAACUAACACAGACCCCGCCCACUGGACUGACCAAUGAGAUUGUGACCCUCACUGAGGUUCGGAGGGGGCAGUUCUACAGAAAGACUUGGGCAGAUAGUGACGCCCUGUAACCCAGUAACCCCCCCACUGGCAGAUCCUCAUCAUGUAAAAACCUUACUCACAGCACCCUGACCCCCACCCAAUAAAGCCGCACCCCAACAUUUCCCCAGA